UUUUAUCGUAACUCCAUCUAGUGAGUAACGAUCAGAAAUAUCUUAUGUCAGUUUAGAAGUAUACAAAAACAAAUCAAAUUGAAUAGAGGAUAUGGUGUUAAAACUUGAAACUUGAAUUUUGCAACAUUAUUUCGACAUUAUUGCUUCAUGCAAUAAAAAAAUCUUCUUAUAAUUUUUGGAUAACACGUCUAAGUAAAAAAUAGAUGAAACUAGAAUCAUAAAUGAGGUUAUCGAAUUUACAGUUAUUUUGACACAGUAUGCUAAUAAAAUAUCUACAUAGAGGAAAAUAAUAUUUAAAAACAUAGAUGAUCCUUAUAAUUAAUCGUAUAAUUUUCGAUUUGAAAGAUGAGUUAUUGUGACAGACAAGGAUUAACAGAAGAAUGUCCCUUGACACAGGACAAAAACAACAAGUGUAAAUUAAGCCACUUUUUUGGUGGUGGUAUGAAAUUGAUUGUAUGUUGCUUUGCUGUUUUAUCCUUUGCUAUAACAACUAUACUGAUUUUACAAUUGGUUUAUGCCAGUAAAUUAUUACAGGCUAAUAACAGUAUUCAUGGUGCUGUUGCCACAGAUUACACUAAUUGUUCACAGAUAGGUACUAAAAUAUUAAGAAAGGGUGGUAAUGCAAUAGAUGCAGCUAUAGCUGCUACUGUAUGUAUGACAGUAGUAGCUCCACAUAAGACAGGUCUUGGUGGAGGUGGCUGUAUGAUGUUAUAUAGCCAUAAAGAUAAAUCGGAACCAUUAGUCAUCAAUUUUGCGAACAAUACUGUUGGAGGUAUUUUUGGCACAAUAGGAAUGCGUUUACCUGCCGUUUUGAAAGGUUUAGAAUUUGCGCAUGUUUUAAAAGGAGUUUUACCAUGGAAUGAAAUUAUAGAACCAGCUGCAAAAUUAGCUAGAACAGGAUUUGUAGUAUCAAAAGAAUUAGAAUAUGAAUUAUCAAAUAACAGUGACUAUGGGAUGCUUUAUGGUCAUAUAAAUGCUGGUGGUAUCUUAAAAUUAAAUGAUCUUGCAGAUACAUUAGAUGCAGUUGCAAAGAAUGGCACAAUUGUAUUAUAUAAUGGGACAUUGUCAUUAAAACUUUUACGUGAUGAAGUUAAGAAAGAGGAAUUAUUACUACAAUUAGCAAAUUACAAACCUGAAAUGAGUACAGCAAAAAAAAUUUCAUUUUAUAAACAUUUAUUAUACUAUCCCUCAGGUGCAUUUGAUUUUGAAUCUUCAAUAACUGCACUAGAAAAUCUCAAAAUAUCUCCCGAAAUUGUAUCUAAAACUGAAACUAUGGCUCUUGUUGCUCAAACAUUAUUGCAUUCUAAUUUAAGGACUCUAGACAUGAUAAAAAAUGUUGAAGAAGAAAGAUAUACUGGUGUCAUGGUAAUGGAUGGACAAGAUACUUAUGUCAGUGUUUUGACUGGACUAAGUGCACCAUUAGGAUUGGCCCACAUGACUGGCACUGGCUUUUUACUAGAUAAAACUAGUAAUGAUAAUGAUUUAUCAACACUACUUCCAAUUAUUUUUCAUAAUGAAGAAAAAUCAUGUGAAUUACGUGGAGUACUUGGAACUGAUGAUACAAUUUUAAGUAGCCAACUUCUAUACCAUUUGAUAGUACGAGGUCUGAAUGUUUCUUCUGCUAUUGAACAUCCAAGAUACUAUCUUUUAUCUGAUGGUGUUAGUAUAGAAAAUGAUCAAUUACAUAUAUUAAAAACUGUAUUACAAAAUAAAUCGAAUGUUUCAACAUCUAUAUCAAAUAUUGAUGCCAGUUCAAUAUCAAAAAGUGUAAAUGCUAUUAUAAAACACGAAGAUUUGAUAACAAGUCAUUCUGAUAGUCGUGGAGGUGGUCUUGCAUCUAGAUUUUAAAAAUUUUUACUUUUGAUAUAAUUUUUAUACAGUGAUAAAAAGUAUACACAAAUAUUUAUAAAUGCUACAUUAUUUUAUUUUAUGUACAUUACUAUAUGAAAAAUUUUUUAUAGUUUAUUUCUUAAAUAAAUGAUAUAGAAUUAUAAUAAACUAGGAACUUUCUCUCUCUCUCUUUAUCUCUCUUUAAUAUCCUACUGUAUAAUCUAUAAGUAUAUUUCAUACUUUUUGUUGCAAUCUUUCAACUUUGUAUUCUACACUUAAAUCAAGUUGUCUAAAUCUUGCAUAAGCCGCACUACUACUUAAAACAAUAAUAUUGCUAGUCCACCACAAAAAUGACUUGUGUUCAUUAAACCAAUAUGUUGCUAAAACAGUUUGUGCACAAGCUUUUGCAGUACCACUAACAUUAUGUGUUAAAGGAGAUGUUACUUUUAUCUGAAGAGUUGUAGCAUAGCCAAUUGCAAAACCACAAAUACCACCUAUGACCAUUGCACUCCAAAAAAAGGGUUCUCCAAGUUUGUCAUAAUUGUAAACUACCAAAUGUUCGCCGUUAAACAGCAUUAAAGGUAUAAAUAGGAAAACACUGUAUAAAUUAUUAUAAUAAGAAAGUAACCAAAUAUCUUGAUUUACUGCAGGAAGAACCUGUUUAGUAUGAAUUGAAUAUAAAGAGAGAAUUAAUGAUCCAACUACACCUAAUAUUGUUCCUAAAACAGAUAAAGAACCUGCAUCAUUUUCUUGAUCCACGCCAAGCCAAAAUCCAGUAAUAAUCAUACAACAGCAUAAAAUGCAUUUUAAUGAAGUCUUUUGUCCUGUAAAUGUAAAGCAAAAUUUGUUUAAUAUUUCUUUAAUAUUUAUACACAUCAUUCUUACCAAGUAUUAAAUAAGUGAAAAUAACAUUAAACACGGUAGUUAAUGAUCUGCCCACAUAAUAAAAUGCAACUCCAACGU
Messenger RNA from Vespa velutina, 2793 nucleotides. Its product is annotated as glutathione hydrolase 7-like. Gene Ontology annotation, molecular function: glutathione gamma-glutamate hydrolase. The transcript is spliced from 9 exons. The coding region runs from base 346 to 1848 and encodes 500 amino acids. Lineage: Eukaryota; Metazoa; Arthropoda; Insecta; Hymenoptera; Vespidae. Gene Ontology annotation, cellular component: plasma membrane. Gene Ontology annotation, biological process: glutathione catabolic process. The record is from RefSeq and is a predicted model, not a curated record.